UAUCGACCGAGUCCAAAUAUUUCCGGAUUAGUCCUAAUUACUCAUUUCAGAGACUCGGAUUUGACCGGAGCUUCUCGACCUAUAGGCAAUCCUGCGAGGGGUAUAUUAUCGAUAUUUCGGUGCCCGGACAUUUAGACG
Messenger RNA from Acaulospora colombiana, 138 nucleotides. Lineage: Eukaryota; Fungi; Glomeromycota; Glomeromycetes; Diversisporales; Acaulosporaceae. The record is from the annotation of a GenBank genome assembly.